UUUCCGUUUGGGUUGGUUUGUUUUUCCGUUGAGGUCGUUGUGCACGGAGAAGAGAGAGAAAAAUUGGUGCGAACGGAAAUUAAUAAAAAGCUAAAUACACAUGCUACAGUGCUUUCGGCUCAGAUUGCACGAUUUCACUCAUCUCUUAUCAUUAUUCCCAUUUCAUCACAUCUUUGGUCUUUUAAAUUCUCCUCCUCUUUUUACAUCUUCUUAAUCUUUCUCAUACCAAUGGCUUCCUCUUCUUUUUCUUUUUCUUCUAUUUCUUCCACUCACCAAUGGAACUAUGAUGUUUUCUUAAGCUUUAGAGGGGAAGAUACCCGCUAUGAUUUUACAAGGCGUUUACAUGAAACUCUUUGUGACAAGGAUUUUAACACCUUCAUUGAUAAUGACCUUCCAAGAGGAGAAGAAAUUUCAAUUGAACUUCUUGAAGCCAUUGAAUCAUCAAAAGUUUCAAUCAUUGUGUUAUCUGAAAACUUUGCUUCUUCUUCUUGGUGUUUGGAUGAACUUGUCAAGAUUCUUGAGUGUAGAAAAAAUAUUGGCCAGUUAGUUGUACCUGUUUUUUACAAAGUGGACCCAUCAGAAGUACGUGGUCAAAAGAGAGAGUUUGGGGUGGCCUUGACAAAACAUGAAGAAAAAUUCAAAAAUAAUAUUGACAAGGUGCAGAAUUGGAGGAUGGCUUUAAAGGAAGUUGGUGGUUUGUCUGGAUGGCACUAUAAGAAUGGUGACACUGAAGCUAAAUUUAUCCAAACAAUUGUUGAAAAUAUACCAAAAUACACAGCAAUGCUUGUUGAAAAAUACCUUGUUGGAGUAGAACCUCGUGUCAAGGAUGUAGAAUCGCUUUUAAGAAUGGAGUUAGAUGAAUUUCGCAUAGUAGUGAUUCAUGGCCUUCCCGGAAUAGGCAAGACUACAAUUGCAAAAGCAGUUUAUAACAGAAUUGCUAAAUAUUUUCAUCGAAGCAGUUUUUUAGAGCAUGUUAGAGAAACUUCGAAGACGGAGGAUGGCAUUAUCAAACUACAAGGUCAACUUCUUAAAGAGAUUUUAGGGGAUGAAAAUUUGAAAAUUCACAGCACAUCCAAAGUAAUCAAUUUGAUAAAAAAUAGACUUCGUAGUAAAAAUGUUCUUAUAGUUCUUGAUGAUGUGGAUAAAUUGAAAAGAAUAGAAAAAUUGCUUGGAAAUUUUGAUUGGUUUACUUCAAGAAGCAGAGUCAUUAUAACAACAGCAGCAGAUCCACAAUUGUUAGCUCCUCUUGGAAAAGUUUAUACAACUUAUGAGGUCAAGGAAUUGGACGAACGUGAAGCUCUUCAACUCUUUGAAAAGCAUGCCUUCCCUGGAAAGAAUCCCAAUAAAGAUUAUUUUGAACUUACAAACCAAGUUAUACAGUAUGCCCAAGGCCUUCCACUCGCUGUUGUAAUAAUAGCUCGUGAUUUGUGUGGAAGAACUAAACAUGAAUGGGAAAGUGCAUUACAUAAGUAUAAUGAAAUUCCCAAUAAAGACAUUCAAAAAGUACUUGAAGUAAGUUAUUAUGGACUGGAUGGAAACGAACAAGAUAUUUUCCUCGAUAUUGCAUGUUUCUUCAAGGGAUGGACCAAGGAUUAUGUUGUAGAUAUAUUAAAUGGUUGUGAUUUAUUUGCAGAUGAUGGUAUUCCAAGACUUGUUAAUAAAUGUCUCAUUACUGUGGAUCAUUCUGGUAAAUUGUUAAUGCAUGACCUAAUACAAAAAAUGGGUAGGGAAGUUGUUCGACAAGAAUCUACACAUAUUCUUGGAAAACGUAGCAGGUUAUGGCAUCAUAAAGAUGCUCUUGAAGUACUAAUUGGAAAUAAGGGGUCAGGCAAAAUUCGAGGUAUAAUGUUGCAUCCACGUGUACUAGUACAUGUGCCACUACACCCGGAUGUUUUCAAAAGGAUGGAAAAUCUCAAGUUACUUCUUGUUGAUAACAUACAUAUUGGUGAAGCAAUUCAAAAUCUUCCCAACGGGAUAAGAUUUCUUAGUUGGCCUAAAUAUCCAUUUCUCUUGCCAUCCAACUUUUAUCCUCAACAACUUGUUUGUCUCGAUAUGCCAUGUAGUCGCAUUGAGUUGGAAGGGCUAUGCAAUCGGGUUUUCCCGUUAGAAAAUAUGAAACAUCUCAAUCUCCGUGGUUGUAAAUUUAUAACCGAAUUACCUGAAUUAUGCACCCCAAAUUUGGAGAGAUUGGACAUUUCUUAUUGUGAAAAUUUAGUUGAGAUUCACGGGUCCGGUGAAUUUCUUCAUAAGCUUAAAACGUGGAAUCUUACUCGUUGCAAAAAACUUCAAAAUUUUCCAAACAACCUCAUGUUGACAUCUCUUGAAGUUCUUGAGAAAUUAUUCCUUUUGGAAUGCGAUAACCUUCGGGUUCUUCCAGAUGGCGUUUAUAAAUUGCAACAGCUUCGGGAGUUGUUGACUCCUACUGCGAAAUUGAGACUGACAUGCAAUUCUUUUGAUAGCUCCUCCGGUUAUGGGUUUCUGAACAUGACAGAGCUGCAUCUUGCUUACAAUACAAGCAUAAUUGAAUUAGAUCUUUUGAUGAAGCCUGAUUACUUCCCCGCAUUGUAUCGUAUAGAUCUAUCUUGUACCAAUAUUAUUACCAUCCCCAAAAGCAUUAGCAGAUUUCCUAGAUUAAAAUUACUUCGGAUUGAGGGUUGCAAUCACCUUCGUGAAAUUCAAGGACUUCCACAAUCGAUAAGUGGUGUUUAUGCAGAAUAUUGCCCGUUGUUGGAUUAUGAAUCGCUAUUGAAUCAGGUAAUAGAAAUUAUGGGGAUUUUACCGAAUGGAGUAUGUGGUAGUGCAAGAAGCAAUGAAUUAAUGGAUCCACAGUUCACCGAUUAUGAAUCUGAAACUGAGGGUGCUGAAUCUGAAGAUUGGGACACAUCACUGUUCACCGAUCCUUUCCGACUUGAAAUUGAGGGCUCUGAAUAUGAAGAUGGGGACAUUGCUCGUAUUCUUACGGUAUCGGGAACUGAGAUUCCAUGGUUCAAUCAUCAAAGUGUUGAAAAUAAUUCAAUAUUGUUCUGGGUUGGUCGCAAAUUUCCAAAAUUGGCUGUCUAUAUUGCUUUUGCAGGCGAUGAGGAUGAUGGUAUCCCCUAUAUGUAUAAAUGCUUUGUUUACAUUUCCAUCAAUGGUUGUAAAAGACGUGAAUGUAUGCCUCGGCAUUUACUUCCAAAUACUUGUAAUAUCCUGCAAUUAUGUUGUCCACGUCAAUGCUUUCUACAGCAGAAAUUGAAUGAGUCAAAUCCAACUGACCAGAAUCGUGUUGAGGUUACAUAUAAAAUAAUCGGAUAUAAUCAGGAAGAUGGUGCAUCUGUUGGGACACUAAAAGCCACAAGGUGGGGGGUCCACGUAGAGUGCAUCUGUCCUCCUCAAGAAUCUGGUAUACCUAACUUGCCCCUUCUAACUGCUGGACACGAUGAUGAUGAUGAUGUUCAUUACUGGAGCGAGUUGCCAUUUCAUGGGUCUGAUGAUUUGGAAGCAGAAGAAGAUGAAAAAUAUCGGUCUCCUCUGGUCCUUCAUGAAACAUCUAGUUCGUGCAUGAGUUGGCUAGUUGGGCCAUCCACCAUGCUUUUUAUGCUAUUCCUUUUUAUGCAAUUCCGCUUUUGCUGCCCCAGAGAUUUUUGACCUGCAUUACAAAUAGCUAUUAAGAGGAUCAAUUCAGGAUGAGACACAACGUCUCCUUCAAGUUGGAGGAAAUGACAAACCUUUCAAGUACUUAAAGAACUGUCUCUUGUUAUGCUUGUCCUCAGGAUUGAGGAAAGAGAUGUAUUGGAACAACUUGUGGAACAAGCUAUGGCAUGCAGAACUUUCUUGACAAAAAUAGUCAAUUUUUCUUUAGCUUAUUUUGAUAAAGAUCUCAGUGUGGUCUCUGAAAAAUUAACUGCUGCUGUUAAGGCCAUUGAAGUGGCAGUUCUGUAUGAUCAUCAAGCUAAUCGCAACCUUGAGCUGGCUUUAGCAAGAUACUCACGGAGAUUCAAAGUCAAUAGAUUAUUAGGGGGUUUACAAAAGCCCAAGAUCCAACUGAUUCAGCAGCAUUUGAAAGAGGUUGCAACAGAUUCUGGAGCUCUCAGCUUAGAUAAAGUUUUUGAACUUAUCAUGGAAGGUGAAAAUUUACCUUCUUACUUGGAGAAGGAUAUUAA
Quercus lobata is the source of this 4142-nucleotide messenger RNA. Its product is annotated as TMV resistance protein N-like. Lineage: Eukaryota; Viridiplantae; Streptophyta; Magnoliopsida; Fagales; Fagaceae. The record is from RefSeq and is a predicted model, not a curated record. Gene Ontology annotation, biological process: signal transduction; defense response. Bases 229 to 3627 code for a protein of 1132 amino acids. Gene Ontology annotation, molecular function: ADP binding; ATP hydrolysis activity. The transcript has 8 exons.